Molecule: messenger RNA, 1243 nt
Organism: Bombus pascuorum
Lineage: Eukaryota; Metazoa; Arthropoda; Insecta; Hymenoptera; Apidae
Gene: Sdhaf3
Product: succinate dehydrogenase assembly factor 3, mitochondrial
Exons: 2
Coding region: 158-514 (118 amino acids)
Biological process (GO): mitochondrial respiratory chain complex II assembly; succinate metabolic process
Cellular component (GO): mitochondrial intermembrane space; mitochondrion
Source: RefSeq, a predicted model, not a curated record
UUUCCUCCAUACUUACAAAGAGUUAUAUGGUAUUUGACGUCUGAUUCUAAUAUCUCUUAUUUAAUAAAAUUUGUUUUUCGAUAAAGUUGAUAUUGAAAAAAAUUUAUGCAAACAUUCAAUUAGCAUGCAUAGAUGACAUUCUUCCAAUAAAUAAAUUAUGUCCAAUUUAUCUCAUGUACAACGUGUUAGAAUAUUGUAUAAAGCAAUUUUAAGGUUACAUCGUGGUUUACCAGCUGAAAUUCAAGCUGUAGGAACCAGUUAUGUUCAAGAUGAGUUCAGAAGACAUAAAAAUUGUGAUGAAGCUACAGCAGCUAUAUUUUUGAAGGAAUGGACAGAGUAUGCUAUAAUGCUUACUAAACAACUUGGACUAAAAGGGCCUCAUACAGCUAAACCUCUAGGUAAAAAUUUAAAAGAAGAAGAUUUAGACAAAUUUAGGAAUGAACAAAUGUAUCAAUUGUAUGAGCUAAUGAUUGCAGCUACUGGUAAAACUAAUAAUGAUGGAGAAGACAAAUAGUUUAUUAUCGCUACAAUGUCAAAGUACUUCAUAUUUUAUAGUUUUUGAGAUAUGUAAUAUUACAUAUCAUAGUGUAUUAUAAAUGUAAUUGUAAUUUACUCAUAUCAUUAUUUAUGUACAUAAGCAAUCCAUAAAAAUUUAGGCUUGAGCAAGAUACCUUAAAAUAAUACUCAUUAACACUAGUACCUAUUAGACUUGUACAUAAAGUGUAUUAAAUAUUAGUGUACUAUAACGUAUUUAAUGUUGUAAAAAAUAUAAAAUAUUACAAUAAAGAAAUUACAGAGUGCAGAAAAAAGAAAACAAUGUUUAACAACUUAAUUACAUUACAAAGCUUUACAAUAUAUAUAAAAAUACAAUAUAUAUCAAAAAAGAUGAUAUCACUCAUUUGAUGAUUCAUUUAUUUUGUUACUGAAGAUUAUCUUCUUUAGAUCGUAUACAUAUACAGAUAUAGUCAAUUAGGUUAUAAGUUAUAAGUACAUCUUGUGGGAUCACAUAACCUUGUAAAUUGUUCUUUUUAUUAAAAAAUUUCAUAAAUUACAAACAUUAGCAUAAAAUCAAAGUACGUUAAUAAAAAAAUGAAAGCGUGGAAAGAGUCUGCUAGCUUAAUAUUAGCUGCACGUCAAACACAAAGAUAUAUUCGCCCGUCUUCUACAAAAGUAAGUUUGAUUAAAGUAUUUAUAAUUAAAUGUUGCUUUGAUCAUUAUUCUUAUUAUUGUAUUAAAAAGAAAA